CGCGGACAGUAUAGAGUCUCUUUACUAAACUAGGUAAAUCAUAUAAUUAUGUGGUAGUCUCAUAUUAUAAUAUGAGACUGAUUGUAUGAUACGGAUUGAAACAAUCAUCAGGUCUGUCUUUCAUCCAUCUACACUCCCAAGCACAAAGGCUCUAAAACAACGCAAACGCCGGCUCGCCCGCAGUCCAGCCACAAAUAAAAUCAUGAGAGUUUAUAGUACCUACUCAAUAGAGUCUGAAUCUUCAAUUACAAUCCAAACUAAAUUUUCAUUUCUUCCAAUCGAAGUGGAACAAUUGGAUCAUUGAAGGGUUUCGCAAGCGGUCAAUUCCGGCUUGUUUCGAAUAGCCGCGGGAAACAACAACAGGACUGACUACCACUUUUCUUCUAUGCAUGAAAAGAGUCAAAUGGAUUGAAACCCUAACUUAUAUGUUGAUGAAGAAAGACAUUUCCAAUUUUCUUUACCAGCAUGAUGAUUUGCACCAGAGUUUCCACCAUUUCUAGGUUAUUAGGCCUAAGACUGAAUCAAAAUGCGGUUGCCAGGAGAGCAUUCGCAGCUUCGACUUCUCUAAGAGCCAAUACACUGAUGGAAACAAGUGGGUUUUCAGACACACAAUUGGAGGUUCGAGAAGCCAUUGCCAAAAUUUGCUCAAAAUAUCCUGAUGAAUACUGGGCAAAGCGUGAUGAAACCGGGGAAUAUCCUCAUGAUUUACAUCGAGAUCUAGCAAAGGGUGGAUGGAUCGGCAUUGCCCUUCCUGAAGAACUUGGAGGAUCGGGUCUUGGAAUCUCAGAAGCGACGAUGCUUUUGCAGACCAUAUCUGAGAGCGGUGGAGGCAUGGCUGGUGCCCAAAGUAUACAUGCAAACGUUUAUGCUACCCAGCCUGUCGCUAAAUUCGCGACGGCCUCGCAACGUCAAAGAAUGUUGCCCAAGUUGAUCGAUGGUACCUGGCGAGCGUGUUUUGGAGUCACCGAACCCAACACUGGUUUGGACACUCUCAAGCUCAGAACCCGGGCUACGCGUGAAGGCGACACUUACAAAAUAUCGGGUCAAAAAAUAUGGAUUUCCUCAGCACAGGUCGCAACAAAGAUGGUGUUGUUGGCUAGAACUACUCCAUUGGAAGAAGUGACAAAGCCUUCCGAAGGUUUAUCCCUUUUCUUCAUCGAUUUCGAUCCUAAACAGCCUGGUCUCGAACUCAAGGAAAUUAAAAAGAUGGGUGGGCGUGCUAUUGAUGCAAACGAAGUUUUCUUCGACAACUACACUGUUGAUAGUGAUUCAUUAAUCGGCAAAGAAGGGCAAGGUUUCAAAAUCGUACUCCAUGGCAUGAACGCUGAGCGAUGUCUAUUGGCAGGCGAAGCACUAGGUCUCGGGUAUGCUGCCCUGCACCGGGCUUCCCAGUAUGCAAAAGAAAGAAUCGUUUUCGGCCGGCCUAUAGGUAUGAAUCAAGGUAUUCAGCAUCCAUUGGCCGAUGCAUACAUGCACCUCGAAGCCGCAAAGUUGGCAACUUAUCAUGCUGCGAAAUUGUAUGAUAGCUCGACGACGGAUGAGACAAUAACCCAAGCAUCUGUUGGUGUUGCGUGCAACAGUGCAAAGUAUCUAGCAGCUGAAGCAGCCUUUACUGCCUGUGAAAGGAGCGUGUUAAGUUUGGGCGGCAUGGGCUAUGCCCAGGAAUAUCACGUUGAGAGAUACUUGAGAGAGUGUUUUGUUCCAAGAAUUGCACCAGUUUCGAGGGAAAUGAUCAUGAAUUAUGUUGGAGAGAAGGUUCUUGGACUGCCUAGAAGUUACUGAAAAGUAUAGUUAUGUAGUAAUGUAUGAGAGAGUUUGAUUGUAGGAUAUGAAUUGGAAUAUUGAUAUAAACUGGAAGUAAUCAUAUCAAUUGGGACAAUCAUAUCAAUCUAUUGGGAUAGUGAUAUCAGUUGGGACAAUCAUAUUAUUUGAGGUAUUGAUUCUAGCUUAGAUGUCGAUAUCAAUUAUCAAUUGGAGAAAUUAUUUCAAUCAAGGUGAGUGAUCACAUCAGUUGAUUUAUCGAUAUACGUUGGAAUAAUUCUAGAAUCAUAAGGCUUUGGGGGGCAGAGGUCAUAAGGGGUUUCUUACUUAUAUUUGAACUCUCACUCCCACUCCCACUCCUACGCACAAGGACUCUAGAGCAAUGGGUGCAAUGGGUGCCUCCAAUACUGGGCCAAAUCAUAUGGUGAUAUGGUGGGUUAUAUGAUGAUAUAC
Botrytis sinoallii is the source of this 2214-nucleotide messenger RNA. RefSeq lists its product as uncharacterized. The record is from RefSeq and is a predicted model, not a curated record. The transcript is spliced from 3 exons. Gene Ontology annotation, molecular function: flavin adenine dinucleotide binding; acyl-CoA dehydrogenase activity. Bases 466 to 1782 code for a protein of 438 amino acids. Lineage: Eukaryota; Fungi; Ascomycota; Leotiomycetes; Helotiales; Sclerotiniaceae.